This is a messenger RNA of Ciona intestinalis (vase tunicate), 1348 nucleotides long. The record is from RefSeq and is a predicted model, not a curated record. Lineage: Eukaryota; Metazoa; Chordata; Ascidiacea; Phlebobranchia; Cionidae.
GGAUUGAAAGAUAUUGGCGAAUGCAGUGAAGAAAUGGCGCACCAACUCCAGUUCAUGGUGGCAGUGGCUUGUGAGGUUCGCGCCAAAGUUUAUCAUUCGAAGAAACAACAAGAUGAUAAUCCUAUGGAGGAUUCUGGAUAUGAAGAUCUUACCCCGCGUUUGAUUGAAAUUGUUGGAAAACAAAGCUUGGUUUCUUUCAUAGAAAUAAUGUUAACUCUGCAGCGAUUCCUGGUUUCUUUUUUUAAAACAACACCAAACACGCUGGAAAAAGGACAUCACGAUAUAUGGGGAAAUAAAUUUACACAGCAUCGUGGUGGAGUUAGAAUGCAAACUUUACUUUUUCUCCAUUUAACUGAAGAAUUGGUAAAACAUACCAAAGAAACAAUUUCCUCAACCCCAGCUGAAAUAAUUCCAAUUCAUACGAAUGUUGUUUUAGCUGCAUUUGAAAGCAAGGAAUAUGAUCUGGUUAUCGAAAUAUGUUCAAAGGUUGAUUAUUCUAACUAUACAGUCGAUCAGAACUUUGAGUAUAAAGUUUAUGAGUUGGCAAGCAUUGUAAAUCGAUCAUACAAUGAGGAGACAAAAUAUUUUGAAGGUUCAAGAUCAGUAGUUGAAGCCAAGGUCCAAGAAUUGGAAGAUAUGUUGAAAACUAAUGAACUAAGCAUUUAUUUGGUUUAUACCCUUAAAAUAUACUCUAAUACAUUAAUGUUGCUUAACGAUGGUAAGGUUCCCAACACUUCCAGCAUUCAUGCAGUUUGGAAACAGGUUUUAAACUUGAUGUGUCAUGAUACAAGCGAUACAGUUAAAAUUGAAACACUGUGCGUAUAUGCUGAAUUUUUGAUGAAAAAUGAUCAAUACACAGAAGCAUUUAUACUACUGGAUGAAGCCAAACAAUUGAUGCAACCGUACAAGAAUACAACAACAUAUAUGCACAGGCAUUUGUACCAAGCAUAUGCAUUUUGCUACCAUGAUACUGGCAGAUAUUAUGAGGCAUUCAUAUGUGGGUUGGAAUAUGUGAGAUCUGGAACAAGCGUAACAAACCAAUACCUGAUGACAUUAAACAAAGGAUGAAAAAAUAUUUUAAAGAAUUCAUAUUCCGUCAUCCCAUAAAGUUGUGUGAAUAUGCUGAAACACUGAUAGACAAUGGAAAACCCACAGAAGCAAUGAAACUACUGGACGAAGCCAAACAGAUGAUGCAACCGUACAAGCUUACAACAACAGUGGUGCACGGGCAUUUGUAUUAUGCAUAUGCAUUUUGCUACAAUAAUACUGGCAGAUAUUACGAGGCAUUGAUAUGUUGGUUGGAAUUUACGAGAAUCUGUAAGAAACUUAAGGAACCAAUACCUAAUGU